UCUUUACAGCUGCUGUUGGGUCAGUGCUGGUGGUCAGAGGUUUAGCAGCGUGGAUCCGCGAUCAAGGUGAGAAGAGUAGGCAGCCCUGAGCUGGGGAAGGUCGUCUCCACUGUCCACCAGCUGUUCUGACGAACGGCGGCGGCGUCGACGGCCAUUCCCGGCUCUCCGCCCCGCCCGCCAAUGGCGGCCGCCGCGCUGAGGGACCCGGCUCAGAUUCCCAUGACAGUGGAAGUGCUGGUGGACCCUGAACAGCAUGUGAGCUCUUUUUGCCAUGUGGAGCCAUCUGCCAUACUACAGUGCAGCACAAAGCUCUUCACUAGAUGCAGCCUCUUGAACUUGCGCUUCUCAGCCUGGAGAAAUGACUGUGUGACCUUUGAGGAUGUGGUCAUUUACUUCUCCCAGGAGGAAUGGGACCUCCUGAAUACAUCUCAGAGGCUCCUGUACCUUAAUGUGAUGCUGGAGAACUUUGCACUUAUAACCUCUCUAGGUUAUGGGCAUAGAGAAAAUGAUCAAGAGGCAUCUGUGCAGGAGGUGUAUGUGGAAGGAGUGUCACACUUGAUGACUCCAAAGGCUGAUCCAACCUCCCAGAGCGCUCACCCUUGUGAUGUCUGUGUCCCAGUCUUGAAAGACAUUUUGUACCUAGAUGAUCCACCUAUGCAGAAGCCGUACCUGGUUGGGGCAAAUGAAAACCUCCCCCAGCACCAGAAAUAUCAUAGUGCAGAUAAACCCUUGAAGAAGGAUGUGGAUAGAAACUCACUUUUGAAGAGUGAUGAAUUUGGUAUGUCAGGGAGUUCCUUUAAUUAUGAGGAUCUUUGGAAGGAUUUCCCACCUUUAUUGGAUCUUCUGAGUCCCCAGGUCAUUCCUAAUGGUGAGAAGCUAAACAUCUCUGAGUUUGGUGAGUCCUUUCAUCAUGGAAAAAGUUAUUACAACUUGCCUAAGUGCAGAACAACUUCCAGGAACUUAAGUAUGUCUUUUCAUAACCUGAAACUCUACUCUGAAAAAAAUAUUUAUGAGCACACCAACUGUGACAAAAUGUUCCAUGAUGAGUACUCACUUGCCCAGCACCAGAGAGUCCACAUUGUAGAAAGGCCUUAUGAGUGUAGAGAAUGCGGCAAGUCCUUUAAGGAGAGAUUUUCCCUUACUGCACACCAGAGGGUUCACACUGGGGAAAAACCUUACAAGUGUAGAGAAUGUGGGAAAUCCUUUAGGAGAGGAUGUUUCCUUACCAUACACCGGAGAGUCCACACUGGAGAAAAGCCUUACGAGUGUAGAGAAUGUGGGAAAUCCUUUAGGGAAAGGUGUUCCCUUACUAAACACAAGAGAGUCCACACUGGAGAAAGGCCUUAUAAGUGUGGUAAGUGUGGGAAAUCUUUUACUCAACGCACCCACCUUGUUAGUCACAGCACAAUUCACACUGGAGAGAAGUCUUAUGAAUGCAAUGAAUGUGGGAAAACUUUUAGGCAAAAGUCUGUUCUCAUUAGACACCAAGUAGUUCACAAUGGAGAAAGGCCUUAUAAGUGUGGUGAAUGUGGGAAAUCUUUUAAUCAGCGCUCCAACCUUAUUUCUCACUGGGGAAUUCACACUGGAGAGAAGUCUUUUGAAUGCAGUGAAUGUGGCAAAACCUUUAGACAGAAGUCUGUUCUUAUUAGACACCAGGUAGUUCACAAUGGAGAAAGGCCUUACGAGUGUAAACAGUGUGGCAAAUCCUUUAAACGAGGAUACGCCCUUACUGUGCAUCAGAGGGUCCACCUGGAGAAAGGCCUUAUCAGUAUAGACAGUGUGGCAAAUCCCUUAAGUGAGGAUACACCCUUACUGUAUAGAGAGUUCACCCUGGACAAAGACCUCAUGAAUGCAGAAAAUGUUGGAAAUCUUUCACACAACAUUCAUCUCCUUCAACCCCAACAGCAUCGCAUCUUAGAAAGGCCUCAUGAAACUAGUGAUUAUAGGACAGCUUUCAGCCCAAGUUCCAACAUCAUUGAGCAGCAGAAAGUCCCUGCUUGGGAACAACUUUAGAUCUGACAGGAAUGUGCUUUUUGGUCAGUUUAUCUAUACUAGAGAGCCUUUGUGCCAGUACUUAACCCACACACUUCCAGAUGUCUGGUGGGUGAGAUUCCUGGAGUUCAGACACUGGGUGAGACUUCCAGAAACUGUUCUGCACAUUAUGAGCAUUCCAGGGCCUUACCAGAGUAAAAUCAUUCUUGGCAAAAUCCACCCUGGUGUGGUAAAGCAAGCCACAUAUGUCUCUUUCCUCCCUGGAAAUCUUGAGUAGCCUGCUCGAUUGGGGGAACUUUUCCCUUUUCUGAAUACUCAUACCAUGAUACCCCCAAUAGUGCCAAAGGGACUCGCUCCUAGUUCCACUUGUGCUUCCAAGGCAGGCCUCAUUUUCCAUGGAAAUUGUUGCUCUCACACAGCUCCUGUAGCUGAUGUUUCUAGUCUCCAAGUUGACUGGCUACUGCCUGCCUCACAUUUAUACGCUUGUACACUAAUAAAGGCCUUAUUGUUGAAUCCAUCUUGAGCCAUGAUUGUUGUA
Molecule: messenger RNA, 2530 nt
Organism: Castor canadensis (American beaver)
Lineage: Eukaryota; Metazoa; Chordata; Mammalia; Rodentia; Castoridae
Biological process (GO): regulation of transcription by RNA polymerase II
Molecular function (GO): RNA polymerase II cis-regulatory region sequence-specific DNA binding; DNA-binding transcription factor activity
Source: RefSeq, a predicted model, not a curated record